UGAGUGUUUCUAAGCAAUGACAAUUAAAAAAAAAUGAUGUAGUUUGUUACUGCAAUAUUUCGUUUGAGCAGAUAUGGAAUUUAAUGAUUUCACUUGCUUUGAUAUAUACCAUUUUAUCAGUAGUGUUAACUCAAGUAGUUGAAAUUAAGCUAAAUGAAGAAAGGGGGUAUUGCUAGUACAAAUUGAUUAUUGCUUAUCCAUAUUCAAAAUCUGUUAUUUAUUAGCGGAUGGUUGUGCAUAUAUGAUUGCAUAUGAAUAUUUCCAUGGGCACAUGUAGAAGAUGUAUUGACCGCAACAUAUAAACCACACUGCAAAAUGUCAACCAGCCAGUACAGAGAGACGAAAUACAACAACAUGAGUAUAACAUUAAACUUCGUGAUAGGAGUUCUAAUUAUUGCGUGUUUAUCUGUGCGGACGGAUGCACAAUUUCCACGUGCUUGUGCAACUAUGGGAGCGUAUCUUUCCAAAGAAUGUUGCCCGCUGAUGUCUGGCACUGGAAGUCCUUGUGGACAAACAGAAGGAAGAGGUAUUUGCUCCGAUAUUGUUGUUGACGAACAGCCGUGGGGAGGCCCAUACGUUUUAUUGGGAAUCGAUGACAGAGAAAGAUGGCCAGAACGGUUUUUCAACAGAUCUUGUCAAUGCUUGGGAAAUUUCGGUGGAUUCGACUGUUCAACGUGCAAGCCGGGAUGGAGAGGAGUUAAUUGUGAUGUUCGGCGACCUCUCGCUAUAAGACGAGACAUAAGAGAAAUGUCUCAAGAAGAAGCAAAUAGAUUUUUAGAUGCUUUAGAUCAAGCAAAAACGACACCUCAUCCAGAUUAUGUUAUUGCAAGAGAUCAUUACAGGAAUCUUCUUGGUGAAAAUGGAACAUCGGAACCAAACUAUGUAGACAUUUCCAUAUACGAUCUCUUUGUUUGGGUUCAUUACUACAGUGUCAGAGACACCUUACUUGGGCCUGGCCAGGCAUUCGUAGGAAUUGAUUUCUCUCACGAAGGUCCAGCAUUCUUGACUUGGCACAGAAUGCAUCUUCUCAACUUAGAAGAAGACUUGAGAAAAAUGACUGGAAUCGAGGAGCUUGCUAUACCUUAUUGGAAUUUCGCCAUUGGAGGUACUGAAUGUGAUAUUUGUACUGAUGAGCUUCUUGGUGCAAGACAUCCAAAUGAUCCAUCAAGAUUGAGUCCCAAUUCGAGAUUCGCUGACUGGCAAAUCGUCUGUCUCAGCCUUGAUUGGUUUGAUGACAAUAUCAAGUUAUGCAACGGAACAUACGAAGGAACAAUUUUUCGAAAUCCCGGUGGUAACACUGAACGUCCUUUGGUUCAAAAGCUUCCAGAGCCUUCUGAUGUUGCCGAAUGUCUCGGAGUGACUAAAUAUGAUACUUUUCCGUUUUUCUCCGACUCUGACCAAAGUUUCAGAAACACACUCGAAGGUUAUGCUGAAGUAGAUGGUAAAUUUACGGAAGGAGCCAGAACACUUCAUAAUUUAGCCCACUUGUUUUUGAACGGAACUGGAGGACAAACCCAUGCAAGUGCGAAUGACCCAAUUUUUAUUCUCUUACACGCUUUCACUGAUGCUAUUUUUGAAGAGUGGAUGAGAAGAGAAAAUCCAACAACGUCAGAUUUCCCAGAACGUUUUGCACCCAUUGGACACAAUCUUGAUUAUAACAUGGUUCCAUUUUUCCCACCAGUGAGAAAUAGAGAUAUGUUCAUUCGGGCAAGCGAGUUGGGCUACACUUAUGAGGUACAAUUUCCAGAUUCAGUUCCAAUGGCAGGAUUCGGCUUGCUUUUGUUCGGUCUUGUCGGGAUGCUGGCCGUCGUGGGAAUACUAUUUCUCAUUAUAGUACUUAUAUGUCGAUACAGACGAAGGAUUUUAGAAGUCAGAGGAUAUCAGGAGAUUGUUGAAUCCGGCGAUGACGUUGCUUACACUUCCUAGCUGUCCAUAAUUAUCAGAUAUAUAUGUGUUAUAAAUCAUGAUUCAUCGUUUAUUGUCUUUAUUCUCACUUCAACUGUUGGAAAGCAUUUGUGAAUAAUAAACAUAUAAUUCAAAUA
Styela clava is the source of this 2042-nucleotide messenger RNA. Its product is annotated as L-dopachrome tautomerase-like. Gene Ontology annotation, molecular function: oxidoreductase activity. NCBI's taxonomy places the organism in Eukaryota, Metazoa, Chordata, Ascidiacea, Stolidobranchia, Styelidae. The record is from RefSeq and is a predicted model, not a curated record.